CUCCCCCUCCCCCCCUCCAUAACCUCCCGCCUCAUCCCAACCACUCCCACCCUAACCACCCACAUCCUCGAAUCCAAUUCCCCCACAACAACAACAACGACUCCACGCCCCCGCAAACUCAUCCUCCUCCUCCACGGCUUCCCCGAACUCGCCUACUCCUGGCGCCACGUCCUCCCCCAACUCUCCAUCCAAGCCGGACCGGACUACCACAUCGUGGCCCCAGACGGGCGCGGCUUCGGGCGCACCACGGGCUGGGAAAAAGACGCCCCCAACUACCCCGACUCGAACCUCACCACUUUCACAGGCCUAUCCUUAGUCCGGGAUGUGGUGAGUCUAGUCCACGCACUGGGCUACACCACCGUGGAAUGCGUAGUAGGUCAUGAUGCAGGCGCUGUGACGGCGGCGUUCUGCGCCGUCGCCAGACCCGAUAUGUUUCGGAGUGUCGUGUUGCUAAGUCAUCCGUUUCCGGGGGUUCCGGCGCCUGGUAUUACUAUUGCCCAGGAGAAGAAGAAUAAUAAUAAGAAGAAGAAGAAGAAAGAUGAUGAUGAUGAUGAUGAUGAUGAUGAGGGUAAGGGAAACAAAAAAGAAGGAGAUAUACAAACCGACCUAAACAACCUCGGUCUAAAACACUAUAAAUGGUACUACUCUACCGAAAACGCCAGCGCGGAGAUGGAGAACCCCGCGCAAGGUCUCCACGACUUCCUACGGGGGUAUUUUCAUCUGAAGAGUGGAUGCUGGGAAGGGAAUGACCCUUCGAACAUGGGACCUAUUUCCUCGUGGACGGGGGAACAGUUAGCCAGAAUGCCGGGGUAUUAUAUCAUGCCGGUGGGGUUGAGUAUGCCCGACACGGUGGAGGAGAUGAUGCGGCAGGCGAAUGCGGAGGGUGUAUCGAAGAGUAAGAAGUGGAUGAGUGAUGAGGAGUUGUCGGUGUAUGUGGGGGAAUAUGCGCGUACGGGGUUCCAGGGCGCGUUGAAUUGGUAUCGGGUGCGGACGACGCCGGAGAGGAAAUUUACUUGGGAUUGGGAGGUGUUUGCUGGGCGGAGGAUUGAGAUUCCGUGUGCGUUUGCCUCGGGGGAGAGUGAUUGGGGGGUGUAUCAGGAGCCUGGGGCGUUGGAGAACAUGCGGAAUGGGACGAGUUGUGGGGAUUUGAGGGAGGUGAGGUUGAUUCCUGGGGUGGGGCAUUGGGCGCCGCAGGAGGCGCCGGGGGAGGUGGUAGAGGUCAUUUUGGGAGUGGUGAGGGGGUUGUAA
Aspergillus eucalypticola CBS 122712 is the source of this 1248-nucleotide messenger RNA. Its product is annotated as alpha/beta fold hydrolase. The record is from RefSeq and is a predicted model, not a curated record. The transcript has a single exon. NCBI's taxonomy places the organism in Eukaryota, Fungi, Ascomycota, Eurotiomycetes, Eurotiales, Aspergillaceae. The annotation marks the transcript as partial. Gene Ontology annotation, molecular function: hydrolase activity.